Syngnathus acus (greater pipefish) is the source of this 4357-nucleotide messenger RNA. RefSeq lists its product as uncharacterized. The record is from RefSeq and is a predicted model, not a curated record. The coding region runs from base 349 to 1368 and encodes 339 amino acids. Gene Ontology annotation, biological process: cell division; mitotic sister chromatid segregation. The transcript has 11 exons. Gene Ontology annotation, cellular component: MIS12/MIND type complex. Lineage: Eukaryota; Metazoa; Chordata; Actinopteri; Syngnathiformes; Syngnathidae.
UGUGCCCAUAAUAGCAAGGAAUGUUCUUUCUCUGAAAUUAUUUGACGAUAAUUGAUCUACUAGUCAAAACAAAAAAAGCAACAAAGUGAAAGGGACUAACACUAAUAAGUAAUUACGUGCAAUGAAGCCAAAGCUAAGACUAAAAGCAUGAUAAAAUCCGGUCUUUUUUCAUUUUAUUGCAUCCAAUCAGAGGUCAAUGCCAUUUACUUUUGCAAACAUUUUUGUUUUGCUAAUAACUAGUGCGGAGCGCAUCCGUCAUAGAAAACUACAUUUCCCAUAGUGCAACACUGCGUAAAGGGGCGUGGCUUGUACGGCGCGCAAUGUCAGGAAAACAGUUUGAAAAGAAAAAUGGCGGAAGAAACAUCGUCCACAGACUACACAGACCGAGACGGUUGCGGUUCUGUCGCCGGUGUGGAAGCCAAGAACGACGUCAAGCUGUCACCCAAACGGUGUUCGUCGCCCAGUGCUCCAGAUGGCGCCCCUCCACAGAAAUCACCCCGGGUUGAAACACGGUUACUCGACACACAGACGACCCAUGGCGGAGAGCAUUUGGACACAGAUAGGCUGGAAAAGGCGUCUGGAAGCAAGAAAGAACCCGAAUCUUGUCCGCCUGCAAACGCCACUGCUCGGAGAAAAUCGUGGAGGAGAGCCACCUUGUCAAGGCGCUCCUUGUCCGCACUUGCCAACCCGUAUCAAAAUUUGUGCAAGAGCAUCAGCACAUCCUUAUCACAACAAGAGAGGUUGAGUAUGUUGAUGGAAUCUGCGAUGAAGCUGGCCACAGAUAAACUUGAGAAUUCGCUCCAGUCGGUGCCAAAUUCCUCACAGGAGUCUUUUCAGAAACAAGUGAAGAGCUUGAAGAAAAAGUGCAAAGCUGUGGCCAAAAGCAUAAGCAACGAACAACAGACUGAAAGGGUUGGUGAGUUUGGAGUGCGGACUGCUCUGAUGAUGGAAAAUACUAUUAACAGGAUUCAAGCUGAAAGCCAAUCAUGGGACGCACUCGCACACAAACACCAGAGUAAAGCAGAAGAAUUAGAAAGCAAACUGGCUCUGGGUCAAAAGAAAGCCAUCUCAUCAGACCACACAUGUAUGGUCCAGUCUUCACAGUACCAGUUGAUUCGGAGUAAACCUGACUACCAUGACCUCCUCAACAGACAACAGUCCACGCUGCGCACGAUGGCAACUCUUGUCAUGGAUGCUCAGUGUAAGCUCACACGAGAGCUUCAGUCCGUCAAGGAGCUGUCACAAGCGGUGGUGAAAGAGACCAGCGGCCGAUUGGCGGCCCAAGCAGGAUUUCAGGAUCAGUCUCCCAACGUCAUUCAGGACAUAAUCAGUGCACCUUUUACGUCCACAAGCACACAGUCACAUUAAAUAGACUGGUGGAGUUGUAUAUAAUGGAAAACAAAUAUCUGUUUUCGUACCGCAUGUUUUAUUUUACUGUACAACAUUAAAAUUCUACACUUGUUCAUAUUAAGAGUCUUGUCGGUCGUUGAUGUAAUUCACACAUGCGUCCAGCAGGUGGCAGCGCCUGUCCUGCAAACAUUUUUUUAAAGCAGGAUGUCUCUUAAAUCGUUACAAAUACAAAUGCUUUUCCUUAAAAAAACAAAAGAAACCUAAAAAAUGUGAGUGUCCUGAAAACAGAAGACACUUGUAGGUUAAAACAAAAAACUGCACAUUUUUAGGGUUUUAUGAUCCGCAAAUAUUCAGGUAUGAUUAUUCAAAACACGAAUUACUUUUGUGUUGAUGAUUGAAUUUUGAGAGAUUUUUUUUUUUGGUAACUAUUCCCACAUGUAAGGGUCAAAAGUAAGCAUCCAGUACAUGGGGUACAUUUAGAAUGAAUAUAUCAUGUAUAUUCGGAAAGACGGCUUUUCCUCGGGCCCGUUGACUCUUUUUCUUUCGCAGCUGCAUCUAUUUCACUUCAUCAGUGUCUCCUGACCAUUGAAGAGAAAGCCCCUCCCCCCGCAGUGACUCAAUCUCUUGCAUUUGGCUGGGUCACUGAUGCAGAACGAAGCUUUGACAUUGUACCAGUCAGUCAAAAGCUUUGUUUGCUAUCACUCCCCAUCUCCUGGAACCAUUCACUAAUUAAUGUCCCUGCGCAAUUUGAAGGGUGCAGCGUAAAGAAUUGCAAAAGGGGGGGGCGUCUUAUUUCUUUCCUGUCGUGUGGCGUGCCGCGGUUAUGAUCUUGACUAGAGCGAGGGUGACAUUUUCAGCGGGAUGGUGUUCGAGGGGCUGACAGGAGAAGAGGGACAGGCGAGGAGGAAAAGACGAGCAGGGUUGUGACCGUGAGAGUUGUGAGCGAGGGAGGAUGGCGCGCAGCAGGAGAAAUCGAUUCUUAUUUAGAUGAAAAUGAGGCUUGAUGCUGGUGGGGUGCGAGGAGGGCACCUUAAGCAUCCAAAUGAAUAGGAACUUUCGCAGAAAUGAUCCCCACGUGAAUUGACGACAAUAAAAAAAGUGCAAGGUCCACAAAGACGCUGUCUCUUCGCUUCGCAAAGGAAGCUUUUCUCCCGGCAGUCAAAUGCAAUUACUUUGGCAUUAGAUGGUAAUCCUUGGAUCUUUUCACUCAAAAGUGUGAGGAACAAAACGCCCGAGACAAACCUCAAUGGCCCUUUUUGGAGUGAAGUGUUUGGUUUCUAACGUUUGGAUAAAGGGUGAGACGUGGCUCACCUUCACACUCCUUGUUUGUAGACUCACAAAAUGGAUGAAAGGAAGCUUUGUUAUGAUGAAAUGGAGAGUUUAUUAUUGCAGUAUUGUGGACGUUACAAAUAGGAAAGUGUUUUUCCCAUACGAAAAAAUUGAAGUCUCAGAAAUUGCCAUUGUAAUGUAUUUUAUAAGUCUACACACCCCUGUUCGAUAGCUAUUUAUUGUAAUAUAAAAUUAAGAGCAAAGUUAAAGAUUCAAAAGCAUUUUCCUCAAUGUUAAUGUGACCUUUGACCUGUGCAACUCAAUCGGAAAGAAAAUUAAAAGCUAUUAGAUGUGAAAUGUAACAGGGUGUGUACACUUUUGCAAUCACAUCACGGUCGAUUUUUGCUGCCCCACAUUUUGUUCUACAGGUUUAUAGGUCACGUUGAUGGCGAAGAUUUCGAAAUGAUUUAUAUCAGCCUCAUUUUCCCCCGCAUAUCAAAAAGCUGUUAUUUGAACAGGGGUGUGUAGACUUUUGUUCAUUAAACAUAACCUGUGAAUCAGGAGCUUUAACAUGAUUACUGCUGUUAGCGUUUAGCCUAUUGCUUACUCACUUGCUGUCUCCAAUUUGAGAUUGAUUAGUCCCAGAUUGCCGUGGACUGAUGUGUGGAGAGUCAGCAUAAAGCGGCGCCGGUUUGGUCGCUACUACCUUAUGCACACCCAUCAUCUCCUCAUAGUACGUCUGGGCCCGCCGCAUCGGCCUUUCCUACACACGCAUCCAAACAGCCAUUCGUCUUGGAAGGCUGUCUCUCCGAUCUGAGUGAUAAACUGCAGCAGAAUUGCCCCGUUUGCAAAAAAUAAAAGACACAAGGACACUAGUUUUUCAAUUUGUGCUGUCAUCAUUUUUAGACUGGAAACUGAUGCCAUGUUUCAUUGGCUUGCUUUCUUCGGUUGUGCUUCUGGGAGGUAUUGUCUUUUCGUCUGAUGUAAAUUUGACCACUUUGGCAUUAUCAGAUGGGCUGUUUUGUCUCCUCGCAGCUCACUGAGCAGAAACAGAUUACAGAGGUUUUAUAUUGAUGCGCCUAAUUAGUACCCUUCUCGAUUGUCAUCAACGCAUUUUUGAAAGCGUUACAUGCCAUUUUAGUUCUCUUUAAGGCCGCCUCUGCCCGACUGGCACUUAGUAUAUCGCUGAAUAGUAAAACUAAAAGUAAAACUUCUCACCCUUUGACGCCGCCUCGGGGAGAGUAAUGGACACUUGGCAAGCUGUCAUUGUCAUGCAAGUCAACUGCCAUUAUGCUUUCACUUACAUGUUAUUUAUGUUAGCAUCUCCUUUGAGGAAUGGAUUUACAUGUGUAAUUGAUAUUUAAUUGCCAUUGUUCUGAGCAUUUUCCAUUUACUCUUCUGUGGUUAUUAUCACACAUUUCCCUCUGUCUCAACGCCCACACAAAAUAAACAGUGGCGGAGUUCUUCUUUUAAAUGCAAAUGCUCAACCAUAAAAUGAUUAUGAACCACUCUUAUGGUUCAUAAGAUGUUGAUCUGUGUUUUCCAAAGUAAGAACAGAUGUUUGUAAAUCAGCCUGCUUCCAUGGAGGACAACAGAAACUGGAGAGUAUGAACUGGUGAGGCUGAAUCUGAAGAUUUGAACAACUUAGCACGGUCUUGAUUAUCAAAGUAGGCUAUUUUACAUGUUGUGACUUCAGCUUGUCCUCCACACUAAUAAUAAACAUGUUAUUACAUCAGUA